This is a messenger RNA of Acanthopagrus latus (yellowfin seabream), 1207 nucleotides long. It is a transcript of the gene areg, whose product is annotated as amphiregulin. The transcript has 6 exons. The record is from RefSeq and is a predicted model, not a curated record. Gene Ontology annotation, biological process: positive regulation of cell population proliferation; positive regulation of mitotic nuclear division; epidermal growth factor receptor signaling pathway. Bases 139 to 834 code for a protein of 231 amino acids. NCBI's taxonomy places the organism in Eukaryota, Metazoa, Chordata, Actinopteri, Spariformes, Sparidae.
GCAGAGGUAAAGAGAGCAAAGCACAACUUCUAUCAGCAGGGGACCAACACUCACACACAGAGACACACACACACAGCUCUGACACACACACAGAUUAGCGCAGGCCUGUCAUACACACCACACUCUCUUUCCUGGGAUAUGAACACUCUCGUCCUCACCUGUCUCCUGUGCUUCGUAGUCUGCGGUGCUCUUAGUACUCAGGGAUCUGGGACCUCGCUCUCCAGUGAACUAGCUGGGGUCACCGGGGGUCCGGCCUCUGGGGAGGGCCUCCAGCUGAGCGACGAUGACGAGCUGGAGGUAGACGAGGAGCUUUCAGGAGGAGACAACGACAACUUCAGCCUUUAUGAGUCACAUCCCAACAGAGAUGAGAGAAAGAAGAAGAGAGGCAAAGGCAAGAGGAGGAACAAGAGCAAGAGCACGACCGCCUUCAACCCGGAGCACACGUUCCUCACCAGCGGAUACACGUCGACUCACAGCAGCACGGACGAUCCCUGCACCACCACCCACCUGGGCUACUGCAUUCACGGUUACUGCAAGUACAUAGAGGGCCUGUCGGAGCCAGUCUGCAUAUGUAUGAAGGGUUACGAUGGGGGGCGCUGCGCGACCCAAACCCUGACGGUGAAAAACACCCAGCCCGGUCAGAUCAACCACACCGAGCUGGUGCAGACGAUCUUGGUGGUCAUCGCCGUGGUCCUGUCGGUCAUCAGCUGCACUGCCAUCCUUCUCCUGACCUGUGCUCAUUACAGGUCACAUAAAAACUUCCUGGCAUCCUACCUGGGAACUGGGGCGGAGCAGGAGAAGCUACAGAAGCCCAUCGGUGAUGUUGUGGUGUGAGGGCAUCAAGUUACGAAGAGCUGCCUGAUUCAAAGGCGAAGCAGGCCGGAGGAGUCUGAGGACCUGAGAGAGCAGUAGAGUGAAUAGACUGCUUCAUUAGAUGCUGUAAAAAUAUAACGACACUGUCCUGUAACUGUUAGAAUGUAAUUUAUUUAGUGUGAUUAUUUAUUGCUUAUGAGUGUAUGACUGUUUGUGUGUUGGACUAUUGUUAUGAUGUCUUUUAUGUGCGAAUGCUGAGCAUUCAGUCCACUUCUCUUCUGUAGGUUCAGUUUUAUUUAUUGCACUGCUGUUGUAAUAGGUCAGAGAAACGCUCUUCAUCUCGCUCUGGAAAAGGGAUGGAAUUUUGAUCACCAAUAAAGUGUCUCAGUGUUAU